Penicillium lagena is the source of this 918-nucleotide messenger RNA. RefSeq names its product ribonucleoprotein. The transcript is spliced from 3 exons. Gene Ontology annotation, molecular function: RNA binding. The record is from RefSeq and is a predicted model, not a curated record. Lineage: Eukaryota; Fungi; Ascomycota; Eurotiomycetes; Eurotiales; Aspergillaceae. Bases 1 to 918 code for a protein of 305 amino acids.
AUGGCCGACACCGUCAACCCCCAAGAAUCGCCUCGAUCGCCGUUCCAGACUGGCGUCCGAACCGAUGGUCGCGCCUUCAACUCGUCCAACUGGCGCAUGAAGAGCGUCGACAGCCCGCAACCCUCGUCGCCCUCGCCGUCGCGCACCAACACCUCCCGCGCCGCCUUCAGCAAGCCCGCUCCUCAUGUCCCGCAGGCCAUUUCCGAGGGCCGGCGCUUGUAUGUAGGCAACAUGCCGUACACAGCCAAGGCGGAGGACGUGGAGGCCUUUUUCACUGCCGCGCAGUUCCCGAUUGAGCGCAUCGAUAUCGCCCUCGACCCGUUCACCGGCCGGAACCCGUCAUACUGCUUCGUCGACCUGGAGAGCAAGGAGCAGGCUGAGAAGGCCAUGGCCGAGCUGGAUGCGAAGGAGUUGCUCGGUCGUCCGCUGAGAAUCAAGCCCGGCGUGGUCCGGUCGUCGGCGGACCAACAAUCGCGCUCACCUUCGACUUCCUCUCCCUCGGGCACUGUAGAUCGCUGGCGCCGGCAGGAGAACACCAGUUUUGCUAAGAUGAACAGCGACUCGAGCCAGCGAGUGUAUGUUGGAGGAUUGCCGCGGCUCAGCGAACUGGAGACGCUGCAGAGCCAGAUCCGGAGCUUCUUUAAUGGAUACACUGUGUACGUUCAGAUUCUUUCUUCCUGGGAAUCCACCAACGUGCUAAUGAUUUGCAGGGAGAAUGUCAGCAAGCUAUUCACCCCGCACCCGGCGAAGCGAUUUGAGCCCGGCGAGCAUUACUAUCUGUUUGUUGAUCUCAGCAGCGUGGACGAAGCCCAGCGGGCGAUGGAGGAGCUGAAUGGUGCCGAGGGACCCUGGGGAGGACCACUGCGGGUGCAGCGGGCCCGGGGUGGGAAUAACAGCAGUAAGGAGAGUGAGGAGUGA